CCAUGAAGAUCAGCGGGGGCUUUCUCUUGCUGUUUGCCCUGGCUCAUGUCUGCCUAGCAUCCCGAGUUCCUGGUCAGAAUUUAGGGAAGGAGAACUGCAGCAUUUAUAAGAAGUUCCCAGUGUCGGCUAUUCCCUGCCCUGUUACAUAUUUCCCUGUGUGUGGUUCUGACUACGUGACUUAUGGCAAUGGAUGUCAUCUGUGCAUAGAGAACUUGAAAACAAAUGGAAAAGUGACUUACCUUCAUGAUGGACAUUGCUAACUCCCCCAUGAACCAGAGAAUAGAAAAAUGCUAACUUCAUCAUCUUCAUCACCAUCUGAACCACUUUGGUUCCCUGAUGUUUCCUGUAUGUGUGUGU
Messenger RNA from Phascolarctos cinereus (koala), 357 nucleotides. It is a transcript of the gene SPINK7, whose product is annotated as serine peptidase inhibitor Kazal type 7. The record is from RefSeq and is a predicted model, not a curated record. Lineage: Eukaryota; Metazoa; Chordata; Mammalia; Diprotodontia; Phascolarctidae. Gene Ontology annotation, molecular function: protein binding.